AUGGGCCCAGCAGGGAGGGCAGGAAAAAAGGGGGAACCAGGACCUCCUGGACCUCCAGGUUUACCAACCCUCUACCUGUGGAAGAACACUGCUGAGGAAUGGGCUGCCUUCCAGGGUGAAAGGGGUCCCAAGGGCAUUCCCGGCCGAGCUGGAGUCCCGGGGAGAGAUGGGGAAAACGGACAGGACGGUCAGCCGGGGCCGCCUGGUGUUCCUGGACCAAAGGGUCCUUUAGGAUACAGAGCUGAACCGGGGUCCAAAGGGGAGAAAGGUGAUGAGGGUCUCAUGGGAAGCAAGGGUCCAAGAGGAGACAGUGGUGAACCUGGAGAGAAGGGCUCAAUUGGUUUGCCAGGUCGACCCGGUCCUAUUGGUCUGCCGGGGCCUCAGGGCAUCCGUGGUGGCAGCGGGCCAGAGGGCCCCCCUGGAUCUGAUGGAGAUGUCGGGCUGGACGGUCCCCCAGGUCUGCCAGGGCCAAUGGGCGCACCAGGUUUCACAGGACGAGUUGGCGCUCAAGGAGUUAACGGCUCACAGGGGGAUUUGGGCCCUGCUGGUGUUGCUGGUCCCAGAGGCCCUCAGGGACCUCCAGGUUUAGAGGGAGAGAUGGGGCCCCCAGGACUCCGAGGACCCCAAGGACACACCGGGAUGACUGGAGGUCCUGGGCCUAAAGGAGAUCCUGGGCCUGCGGGGCCCACGGGUGUCCGGGGGGACCCUGGCUUUGAGGGGCCAAUGGGGAACAGAGGACCAGAUGGGGACAAAGGCGAUCAGGGACCGAAAGGCGACAAAGGUUUCAAGGGGGCAUCAGGUAUUAGGGGCCCUCAGGGAGAGAGGGGCCCCAGCGGCUUCAUGGGUUUCCAGGGGUCAAAGGGUCAGCCUGGCAUCAAAGGCUUGGAGGGGAACAGGGGAGCAGAUGGACGUAACGGCAAACCAGGACCCCGAGGCAACAAGGAGAUAUUUGGUACUGAUGCCUGUCUCUCCUUCCUGCUUCCCCUCUCUCUUUUCUGCAGGGUCGCAUCGGACAAAGGGGGCACACUGGCCAGCCCGGCCCAUCGGGUUUGCCAGGGACACCUGGACCAGUGGGAGCAGAAGGAAAGCCUGGGUCCCGCUGGUGCGGUUGGCUUUGCGGGCAGUAAAGGGCCAACGGGUUUUCAAGGGAUUGCUGGAGAGAGAGGUACAGAUGGCCCACCAGGUCCUCCGGGCCCUCCAGGGAGGACAGGACCUCCUGGCACACCGGGGCCCCCAGGAGACAGGGGUUUUACAGGGAAGACAGGCAAAGACGGACCCCAGGGCCCAGUAGGCAUGUAUGGUUUCCCGGGGAACGUCGGCAUGCGUGGCCAUCCAGGUCACAUAGGAGAGAGGACCAGAGACAUCAUCACUGGGGAUUAUCUCUGCUACUCCUGCUCGGUACCCUACAAUCAGGAAAACCGUCUGAAAAUGAUGACUCUUGUGCCUGGAGCCUGGGUCUGCCAGGUCUUCCUGGAGAGAAGGGGCUCCGGGGACCACAGGGACCACCAGGGCUCCCGGGUGCUGAUGGGGCAAUUGGAAAACCAGGACCCAGGGGAAGUAAAGGGCCCCUGGGCCCACAGGGGCCAGACGGGCCAGCGGGAAUCCCAGGUUUACCUGGGCCACCCGGUGACGCCGGCCCAACGGGACAAGACGGACAACAGGUUGGUGUGCCCUGCGUUCUCCAAUGCUAUCUUCAUUGGUAUCCCUGGACAAACAGGAAUCGAGGGCCGGCCUGGAAGCAAAGGGGACCAGGGAGACCCGGGGCCUUGUGGGAAACUUGGUCCUGUAGGGCUUCAAGGGGAGAGAGGACUCCAGGGUCUGAAAGGCCUACAAGGACCUCCUGGACCAAUCGGCAAAGAGGGUGAUGUUGGGCAUCCUGGAGAUGCUGGUGAUCCAGGACCCAAAGGGGAGAAGGGAAACGUGGGACCUCAGGGGUUGUCUGGCAGAGAGGGACCUUGGGGGCCCCUGGGGGACAACGGUGAAAGGGGUCCAAAAGGGGAGAAGGGCCACAUUGGUCUGAUGGGUGAGCCCGGGCUGAUGGGCGAAGUGGGACCUGCCGGUUUGACAGGGUUACAGGGAAUUACAGGCCCCAGGGGACCCCCGGGGCUAGAUGGACCUCAGGGACAGAAGGGGGAGUCUGGGUUGAGAGGAAUGACUGGCCCCUCUGGGUUAGGAGGCCCUCAGGGAAUUGCCGGGGCACCUGGUGUCAGAGGCGACAGCGGGAAUCUCGGACCACCUGUGAGUGUCUCCUACGACUCUGAAGCCGCUCACUGUACUCGUCAGAAAGCACAUUAA
Myripristis murdjan (pinecone soldierfish) is the source of this 2295-nucleotide messenger RNA. Its product is annotated as collagen alpha-1(I) chain-like. The transcript is spliced from 34 exons. Gene Ontology annotation, biological process: extracellular matrix organization. Gene Ontology annotation, cellular component: collagen type IX trimer. Gene Ontology annotation, molecular function: extracellular matrix structural constituent conferring tensile strength. NCBI's taxonomy places the organism in Eukaryota, Metazoa, Chordata, Actinopteri, Holocentriformes, Holocentridae. The record is from RefSeq and is a predicted model, not a curated record. The coding region runs from base 1 to 2295 and encodes 764 amino acids.